AAAUGAGAGUUAACGAUGUUGCUACCGUUUCACACCAAAUCCAAUCGAGGUGCUAAUCAAUAACAGGCGCGAUGAAGAUUUUCGGGGUUCUUUUGCUGGUGAUUGCGAGUGUUCUGGUGGGAGCUGGCCCGGUAGGGACAAAGAUCGAUGAUAAUGAAGUUGAUCGAUCAGCACCCAUGUCUGCCAACAUGAAUAACUAUGUUGAUAUCAUUAUGAUACAAAUUGGACCAUGGAUGAAUCAAAACUUUGUUCCCAUCGAUUUGCCAGACUUUAUCGAAGGUUUCGAACACAGGCCAAUUAUAAUCACCUACCAUGGGGAAAUUGAACUCACCAACGGUGUUUUCCAUAGCAUUCAAAGCGUGGUUCGCAGUGGGACUGCGAUGAUGCACUACGACAGAAAAGUUCUACGGGUGGUGUUGGGAGCGAAUAUCAGGCAGCUAGGGUUCACUUACGAUUAUUCUGCACACAUUAUGGACCUGGGUCCAUCCGGAUGGGUUGACGUUGACAUCGCAACCAUGACGUUCGAAUUUGAGUUUGGCAUCGAUUUGUCGAAUUUCUUCAUCUAUCUGGAUCAUUUCCAGCUGACCAACAUUGGCAACUUGAACAUUCGAUUCCGUGGCAACAUUCUGGUUGACUGGCUGUCCAACAUCUUCGUCGGUAUCAUCACCACCAUUUUCAACAACACCAUCACAAACAUCGUAUCCAACUCGCUGCACAGCUUCAUUCAGGCUACCCUGGACGAGAUGAAUGCCCGCGUGCAGGCCCAGGGACGUGCUCUGACUGAGCAAGAGCUGACCAACCUCGUCUACCAGCUGAAGCACAUGUUCUGAGGCAACAACUGAUGCAGAGCAAUAUCGCCCCCGAAUGUUGAACCGAAAUUGAAAUCAAAGUCAAUUUCGGCGUUUCGGCCAAAGUCAAUUCGUUUGGGAGUGUCACAUGCAAAAGGGGGAAAGUGUGAUUCUAGAGUAUAGUUUGAAUUAUAUUAUUUUGCAAAUGUU
Molecule: messenger RNA, 998 nt
Organism: Aedes albopictus (Asian tiger mosquito)
Lineage: Eukaryota; Metazoa; Arthropoda; Insecta; Diptera; Culicidae
Exons: 5
Coding region: 72-830 (252 amino acids)
Molecular function (GO): lipid binding
Source: RefSeq, a predicted model, not a curated record